GUUCCAUAGUUCCAUGUAUGUGACAAAAUAAUUGUUAUUUCCAUGAUGGUUCGUGAAUUUGUUUGGUCCAUCUUAGAUCCGUGACCCAACAACACCAUCAACAUCACACUCUCUUCUUCUUCUUCUUCACAGAUCAAACACACUCACACACCUUCCCUCUCUCUUCUUCGAUCUCUCUGUUCCAAGGAUGGGUGUGGCUCAAAACAUUCCUGACAUGGAGGAGGAGGGAACCUUGGAGAUUGGAAUGGAAUACAGAACUGUGUCUGGUGUUGCUGGACCGUUGGUUAUUCUUGAUAAAGUUAAGGGACCAAAAUUUCAAGAGAUUGUUAAUAUUCGGUUAGGGGAUGGAACUUCUCGGCGUGGACAAGUUCUAGAAGUUGAUGGUGAGAAAGCUGUUGUUCAGGUCUUCGAAGGUACCUCUGGGAUUGACAAUAAGUUUACAACUGUGCAAUUUACUGGAGAGGUAUUGAAAACUCCUGUUUCGCUCGACAUGCUUGGCCGCAUAUUUAAUGGCUCGGGAAAACCCAUUGAUAAUGGUCCACCCAUAUUACCAGAGGCUUACUUGGACAUAUCAGGAAGUUCCAUCAAUCCUAGUGAGAGAACCUAUCCAGAGGAGAUGAUACAAACCGGAAUUUCUACAAUUGAUGUCAUGAAUUCUAUUGCUAGAGGUCAAAAGAUCCCUCUAUUCUCGGCUGCUGGUCUCCCCCAUAAUGAAAUUGCUGCACAGAUAUGUCGUCAGGCUGGCUUAGUCAAGCGAUUGGAGAAAUCUGAUAAUCUUCUUGAGGGCGGAGAAGACGACAAUUUCGCCAUCGUGUUUGCUGCUAUGGGAGUUAACAUGGAGACUGCACAAUUUUUCAAACGUGACUUUGAAGAGAAUGGCUCAAUGGAAAGAGUGACCCUUUUCCUGAAUCUGGCCAAUGAUCCUACAAUCGAGCGUAUCAUCACCCCUCGUAUUGCUCUUACUACUGCUGAAUAUCUGGCUUAUGAAUGUGGCAAGCAUGUUCUUGUGAUACUCACAGAUAUGAGUUCAUAUGCCGAUGCUCUUCGUGAGGUAUCUGCUGCCCGAGAAGAAGUGCCAGGACGACGUGGCUAUCCCGGUUACAUGUACACAGAUCUUGCAACAAUAUACGAACGUGCUGGAAGAAUUGAGGGACGAAAAGGCUCUAUUACUCAGAUCCCUAUUCUAACUAUGCCAAAUGAUGAUAUCACGCAUCCAACUCCCGAUCUUACAGGAUACAUUACCGAGGGACAGAUAUACAUUGACAGACAGCUGCAUAACAGGCAGAUAUAUCCACCAAUCAAUGUCCUUCCGUCACUGUCUCGAUUGAUGAAGAGUGCCAUCGGCGAGGGAAUGACUCGAAAGGAUCAUUCUGAUGUAUCCAACCAGCUCUAUGCAAAUUAUGCCAUAGGAAAGGAUGUUCAGGCAAUGAAAGCUGUGGUUGGAGAAGAAGCACUUUCAUCUGAGGACUUGCUAUAUCUGGAAUUUUUGGACAAAUUCGAGCGAAAGUUUGUGACGCAAGGAGCUUAUGACACCCGCAACAUCUUCCAGUCACUAGAUCUUGCGUGGACCUUGCUUCGGAUCUUUCCCCGGGAGCUUCUUCACCGUAUACCAGCCAAGACCCUCAACCAGUUCUACAGCCGAGAUUCCGGUAAUUGAUGUCAUAGCCGGCAUGCUCAUGCUCAUAUUUUUUAUUGAUUUAUAUAUUUCUUAGAUCUUCUCACCUAAAAAUUAAAGAGAGUCCAUAUAUCUUGUGUCCAGCAUAUAUAUAAAAUAAAUGUUAGUGAUGAGAAUGAGACCCCUUAGAACUUAGAUCUUUAUAUUUUCAUUUUUCCACUGGGGUGGUGAGGGGAGAAAGCUAGUUAUCAUUUUGGGAUGGCUUUAAUUGCACUCUUAAAGAUUCAAUUCAAUUCAGUGCAGUUAGAAUUUUGUUGA
Arachis stenosperma is the source of this 1933-nucleotide messenger RNA. Its product is annotated as V-type proton ATPase subunit B2. The record is from RefSeq and is a predicted model, not a curated record. Lineage: Eukaryota; Viridiplantae; Streptophyta; Magnoliopsida; Fabales; Fabaceae. The transcript is spliced from 15 exons. The coding region runs from base 188 to 1657 and encodes 489 amino acids. Gene Ontology annotation, biological process: ATP metabolic process; proton transmembrane transport. Gene Ontology annotation, molecular function: ATP binding; proton-transporting ATPase activity, rotational mechanism. Gene Ontology annotation, cellular component: proton-transporting V-type ATPase, V1 domain.